Molecule: messenger RNA, 1398 nt
Organism: Helianthus annuus (common sunflower)
Lineage: Eukaryota; Viridiplantae; Streptophyta; Magnoliopsida; Asterales; Asteraceae
Exons: 4
Coding region: 1-1398 (465 amino acids)
Source: RefSeq, a predicted model, not a curated record
AUGUCUGACUUUAUGGGGAACGAGAAACAUGAGCGUACUUCUGAGGGGGCAAGCACUCCUGUAUCAACAGAGUCGAAUGUGGAUGUUUCUAAGCUGGUUAAUGUUUGUCAAAAAGUGUUUCGUAAUUGGAACUGGACUUCAAAUGGUGGUUUAUGUAGUAGGGGUACGAGAAUCAUCUUGGGCUGGAACCCAGAUAUGGUAGACAUUAUGAUACUUUCUCAAUCAGACCAAGUUAUCCAUACGCAGAUUUUAUCAAAAGCUGAUAAAAAGUUCACGGAAUUGCUUGAUGUUAAAGGUCAUGGCCUUCAUUUUACGUGGAAUCAGAAACCAAAAGAUGGAGUUGGGUUUCUUAAGAAGAUAGACCGUGUUAUGGGUAAUGUUAAGUUUUUAGAAAUGGUGCCGGAUGCUUUUGUCAUGUAUCAUCCUUUUCGAGUUUCUGAUCAUACGCCAUGUAUUUUGAAAAUGGUAACCAUGAAUGAGAAUAAGCCAAGGCCUUUCAAGUUUCCCAAUUUUAUUACCACGAAACCGGAGUUCAGGAAGUGUGUUGAGUUGGAAUGGUCGAAAUCUGUCCAAGGUGUUACUAUGUUUUCGGUAACCAAGAAACUUAGUAAUCUUAAACCUCACUUAAGGAAGAUCUUAUACAAACAAGGAAACCUUCAUACUAAGGUGACCGAGCUUCGGAAAAAACUGGAUGAUAUUCAUGUUCUUCUUGAUAAGAACCCGUUAGAUGCCAGCACCCGUCGAAACGCAAGGAAUAAGAUUCACAGUGUUAAGGAUAGUGCUGGGAACCGAUACGAAGGAAAUGGGGUGGCGGAUGCUUUAGUUGCUCAUUAUUCAAACUUCUUGGGUGUUGAGGAUCAGGUUGCACCGGUGAAUCUUGAUGACCUUUUUCUCAAUGUUCUUAGUUCCCAUGCAGCGGAUAAUAUGGUCCGUCAGAUAACUCGAGAGGAGAUUAAAAUGGCUAUGUUCAAUAUUGGAGAUAAUAAGGCCCCGGGACCUGAUGGCUAUACAUCAGCGUUUUUUAAGCAGGCUUGGGAUAUAGUUGGGAAUGAAGUUACGGAUGUGGUGUUAGCUUUCUUUGAGAAUGGUAAACUUCUUAAACAAAUAAACCACACGAUCUUAGCCUUGAUUCCUAAAAAAGAAACUCCUUACUCUGUUUUGGAUUAUCGGCCUAUAUCAUGUUGUAAUGAUGUAUUAUACAAAUGCAUCAGCAAGAUUAUAACGGAUAGGAUUAAGGGGAGCUUGGUUUCUCUUGUUAGUAUUAAUCAGUCCGCUUUUGUGCCAGGAAGGAAAGUAUCUGAUAAUAUCCUCCUCACUCAGGAGUUGAUGCAUAACUAUCACCUAAAUAGAGGCCCUGCUAGAUGUGCAUUUAAAAUCGAUAUUCUAGAAAGCCUAUGA